AUAGCAACUCAGUUUUCUGUAUUUUAUCUUUUAAUUGUCGCCUAACAGUGUUUGUUACCAAGGUUAACCGAGAUCUUUUUUGAAGCAACUUUCGAGAAGUCUGUUGAACUUCUUGUCACUUGAAUUGAAUGUUCUGUUUCUUUAUCGUUUCCUAGGUUGAAAAUGGACCACCUCAGUUUCGUCUUCUCGUUGUUGUUAAUCGUUUCGCUUACUACUACUACCACUACCUAUGGAUCUGCGAUCAAGGCAAAGAAUCCAAAUGGAGAGGUAAAAAGAAUUGACUCAUUCGAAGGCAUCAGCAUGAAAAAUGUCAAAGCAGAUGAAAAGCUUCAACAAAUCAAAGCGUUAGCCAGAAUAUGGCAAUCCAUGCUGGAACUGGAACUAGAAGAACUGCGAUCAGAUCCGGAUUCAAGCUCGUACCCUGAAAUGGCUCCCAAUGACGAGGAAAUUGAGACAUUGCUAUCAGACGCUGGUUUGGAUCACUAUCCUGAAAUGGUUCCCAAUCGUCAGGAACUUGAGGCCAUUUUGGAACAAUCUAAUCAAUCAAACUCAGACAUGGAAAGUGACGCGGAAGCUAAAUUGCAGGGGCAGAAGGGUUUGAGAGACCAAGAGAGCGAAAUGUCGAAGCGAGUUGAUCCAGGAACUGUUAUUGCUGGUGCUACUCUAGCAUAUGGAGUGCUGAAAGACGUGCUAGGGGCCCUCGUUGAUCCAGGAACUGUUAUUGCUGGUGCUACUCUAGCAUAUGGAGUGCUGAAAGACGUGCUAGGGGCCCUCGGUAACGUGGACCGCAAAAUCAGUAUUGGCAUUGACAACGAAAGCGGAUUUUUAUGGAGGCGACCCAGAGUCUACUUCUACUCUGGCAGUGCGGAUAAAAACUUGCCUUAUUAUGUUACACAUGGGAAAGCGGUAGUAUGGGGAGCUCGCAAGACUGGUGGAUUCAAGGGAUCCGUUGGAGUCCUGACCUACUACGUUCCAAACAUCCACAGAACGCUUGCUGUGAUGUGGUCUGUUCCUUAUGAUUAUUUCUGGUACGAAAAUUGGUGGAACGUGGAGCUUUACAGAGGAGAUGUAAAGGCCAGCCAUAGUAUGUGGAGCGAUCUGUACUAUGACGCAAACCCCUUCAAGGCAAAUGGUUGGCAUGAAAGAGACCUCGGUACUAGUUGUAAAUUUCGCGGCUCUAUGACCAGCCAUGGUCAAGCUACUUUGGAGAUUCAUGUUUCUACAAAAUGAGCGGCUGGUAUCAUAUGUAAACUAAGCAUGCUCGCCCGCCCAUAACUGGUUUUUGGAACUUGUUACAGGCUUUAUUGUUCAGUAAGUUUAGUGAGAAAUUGAUGCUUAGCACGAUAAUCAUUUACUAAAUGAAUAAUUUAAUUUCUAGUCCAGAA
Molecule: messenger RNA, 1385 nt
Organism: Orbicella faveolata
Lineage: Eukaryota; Metazoa; Cnidaria; Anthozoa; Scleractinia; Merulinidae
Product: DELTA-actitoxin-Afr1e-like
Biological process (GO): pore complex assembly; cytolysis in another organism; monoatomic cation transport
Cellular component (GO): pore complex
Molecular function (GO): channel activity
Source: RefSeq, a predicted model, not a curated record